AGGGUGUCGUGCGUAGCCGGUUGGCGUACACUGUACGUGACGCUUACUGCGGCGGAUUCCGGAGCUCGAGCUCGGAACGGCAGCGGGAGAGAACUAACCGCUCCUCCUCCUGCUUUUCUCCUGUCUUACUACGUUGAGUAACGGCAGGUUGUGCCGGUGGAGUGAGUUGUCGUGCAACAUGAACCUCCUUGAUUGAGACGCAAACACAGUUUAGUGUUUUUGCCACGUAGCCCAUAGUUUUCAUCAGUAAAGCCAUGCCUGAAGAGUGAAGUUCGUCCUUGCUUACAGCAAUAAGUUCAAGAAAAACCUACAUGAUUCUCCAUGUAGUCCCCCCUCUGUGCAUCCUGCUGGAGUGAAAUCACGUCCAGAUAGGCUUGCCCUGUCCUGUCAACUUAUCCAGAAAAAUGUCGAUCCACUUUAGCAUGCCCAACACCUAGAAUCCCAUGCGUCCAGUCAGCGCGGAGUUGGACGGUCCUGCUCCUGAAAGCUACUCAAACCCCCUCCUUCCAGUCCCCCUUCCUGCCUCUGAGAUGUCUCUCCUCCACUCGCUGGGCCCAGUGCAGAGCUGGCUUGGGCAGGAGCUGGAGAAGUGUGGGAUCGAUGCCAUGAUCUACACCCGCUAUGUCCUCAGUCUGCUCCUGCAUGACAGCUAUGACUACGACCUGCAGGAUCAGGAAAAUGACAUCUUCUUGGGUUGGGAGAAGGGCACUGGUAAGAAAUGGGGAAAGAGCAAGAAGAAAGGGGGCACGGAUCUGAGUGUGGAGGAAAUGAAGAAACAAGCCGCCGUGCAAUGCCUGCGUUCAGCAUCUGAUGAAAACUCUGGAAUUGAAAGCUUGGUUGAGGAGCUUUGCUCUAAACUCAAAGAUAUCCAGAACAAGCAGAAAGAAGAAAAACAAACUAAUAAGAAAUCUGAUGGAUCUCAAUCUCCUGAACUUGCUGAAUCCCCAUCUUCGAAAGACCAGGUGGAAAUGUACUAUGAAGCCUUUCCACCUUUGUCAGAGAAACCCGUUUGUCUUCAAGAGAUCAUGACGGUGUGGAACAAGGCCAAAGCAUGUGCAUACUCUAGCUCGUCCUCCGCAGCCCCUCAGACAAGCACGGACACCUCUUCCCCGAAAGACUGCAACAGCGAGGGCGAAGCCGUCAAGGACAAGACGGCUGAGGCCUGCAGUGCCGUCACCGAAAAGACCCAGCAGCGACGCAGCAAGAAGGAAAAAGAGAACCGAUUCUACAACAGCGUGGCAGAGGAAAGAGCCGUCCACAACAAGAGGCAGACAAGGCACCGGUCUGAAGGGAAGUUCCGCCCUCGCUCCUGGUCCUCUGGCUCCAGCGAAGCAGGCUCCAGCUCCAGCGGGAACCAGGGCGAAUCAAAAACAUCUUUCAAAUCGGUCAGGAUCAGGCACAAGUCCAGGGAGGCCAGCAGAAGCAAAAGGGGGCGCAAUGGGCAGGUGAAGCUGGCACUUAAGGCCAUCGACAAAGAGGAACGAAGAAAUGCAGGUGGAAGCAGCAGCAGCACCAGUGGCCCCACAAAACAGCCGCAGCUCUACAAAAAGGGGAAGAGGCCAUUGAAAGAGAUCAAAAAAGAUCCCAGCUGUGGAGAAACGAAAGAACCUGGCUGCGAGGCGAGAAACAAAAAGGAAUACAUGGAAGAGCCCCUGUGGUACACUGAACCGAUCACAGAAUAUUUUGUACCUUUAAGCAGAAGGAGCAAGCUGGAGACAAAGUACCGCAACAGGCUGGAUUCUCCAGAUGGCUCGUCCGUGUUAGCUGACGUGGAAAAGCUGACCGAGAGAAUGCAAGGAAUUUGCAUUGCCAACACAGAUUUCCAGAGAGCGUACCUCGCGGCCGGUACUUUCGUUGAUGGGCACUUUGUGGAAAUGCCUGGAGAAGUCGACGAGGCUGCUGAACUAAAUGGGACCUCAAGCUGCCCUCCACCAGAGGAUAGUAGAGAUUUAGAUGAUGAGCAUCUGUCUGAAUUCACUCACUUCUAUGAAGUUGACAUUUAUCAAUCCAUAUUGGAUCCUAGUGCCUCAGACUCUGUACAAGAGAGUCGGAUCUUAAGCAUGAUUCGACAAAAGAGCAAAGAGCAAAGAGACUUUGAGGCAGAAUGUUGUUUAGUGUUAGAUGGCCUUGAGCUGCAAGGGGAAAGUGCAAUAAGGGCGGAUUCACAAAGAUCUUUCGGAGCUGAUGGAUUCUUCAUGCAAGAUCUGGAAAACAUAGCUCAAGUUUGGGAAUGUUAUUCGUCUUCUAGUUCUGAAGAUAUUGAUGGAGAAAGCUUCGCUGGGGACUCCCCCGUCCGGCUGUCCCCCACAUUGGACAACACAGUAUUCAAUGCAAGCAGUUUGCCUGUAAAUCUGGAGGAGUGUCUCUCUGAAGCCAAUGAAGCAGCGGGUUUGAACUCUUCUUGCUUCUCACUUUUUGAGGUGCAGUAUGAUAGCCCCACUCUUCCCUUUCCCUGCGACUCACUCACCGUUGGUCAUGACAACACGGAUUCAAGUAGCUGUGUAGAUCCUCUCGGAAACAAACAGUCUCGUUUGCUAAUAUGGACCAAAAAUAGUGCCUUUGAUGAAACUGAACACUGUUCUAACCUUUCAACACGAACCUGUAGUCCAUGGUCACAUUCGGAAGAAACACGUUCAGAUAAUGAGCAAGUUAAUACACAGCCAGAGGAGUCGGCUCAGUUCUGCAAAGAAGAGAUUAAUUGUAUAAUGCCACCCAUCUCCACUAGAUGUCUAGAGGAUGAACUCCUAGACUUUUUACAAGAGGACAGCAGUCAGCAAUGUGACGACAGGAGUAUAGGCAUAGCAUCCAGUCAGACCUUCAAAAAGAAAUCAAAAUUGGAGUCAGUUUGUGGAAUACCGUUAGAACAGCAUGAUACGAGCAAACCAUACAACACUGGCAUAUUCACAGACGACACAAGCCAACAGAGUGACAACUACAGCUCAGGGAUAAUUAAAGACAUUUGGACAGCUAUUGGCGACAGAGAUUCCGUUUUAACACUAGGAGGAGAAAGGCCGGAUGAGGGGUUGUUCCCAGAAGAGAUGAGUAACUACCACUGCUGUUGCUUAGAUGUGGAGGCGAAAGCAGGACCUGUUCAGGGGCCUCCAAAAAAGGCAGUGCAGCGCUCCGAGUAUCACCUGUGGGAAGGCCAGAAGGAGGAGCAAGCCUUGGCCAAAAACGAGCUCUCCAAGGUGGAUGGUGGAGAUUACAUGACACCAUCCAAGCCUUGGGACAUGAACCCAGAGAAGGACAAUACGUUCAUACUGGGUGGGGUGUACGGAGAGCUUAAGACGUUCAGCAGUGACGGGGACGGGGACUGGGCGGUGGUGCCUCCCAGUGACGGGCGAGGCAGUCUGCUACAGUGUGCUACGGCCUCCGAUGUAGUUACCAUCGCCGGUACAGACGUGUUCAUGAACACAGGCAGCUGCUUCGCUCCUGGUCACAAGCCCCUGUGGAGGCCUCUGGUCUCCUUUGGGCAAUGCGAUCAGGCCGUGAAAGGAGGUGGAGAGGGAUUGAAUAAGGGAUUUUCUUUCAUCUUCCAUGAAGAUUUACUAGGAACCUGCAGCGGCUUCCACAGUGAGGAACCGGGGCUUGAUUACCCAUUCUCGUCCUUUGACUUGAACAAUCCGUUCUCUCAAGUCCUUCACGUGGAGUGCUCCUUUGAGCCUGAAGACAUAGCCUCAUUCAGCCCAGGGUUCAAGCCUAAGUCGAUUUUGUGUUCAGAUUCAGAGAGUGAAACUUUCCACCCGCGGAUAUACGGCAUCAACAGGACCCAGUACAGGGCAAUCCGUAUUUCACCAAGGACUCACUUUCGACCGAUCUCCGCCUCGGAGCUGUCUCCCGGUGGAGGGAGCGAGUCGGACGUGGAGUCGGAGAAAGAGGAGAUGAGUCUUCCUGUCCUUGCUCAGCCAGACGUGUUUGAUGACCCUCAGGCUGAUCUCAAACCGCUGGAGGAAGACGCUGAGUGUGAGGGCCCCUAUUACGGGAAGUCCGAACUGGAAUCUGGUAAAUUUUUACCAAGAUUAAAAAAGUCUGGCAUGGAAAAAAGUGCCCAGACUUCAUUAGAUUCACAAGAGGGCUCUAGUGCCCUCUUGCCAAUAGCUGAGCAAGAGGUUUGCUUAGACUGCGAGAUGGCUUCAAUGGUGAGCGGAGGAAUGGAAGACUCCGCUAAAAAGAUUCUAAAGGAUGAAAGUUGUAUGGAAAAGGAGGCACGCAGAUAUUCGGUGGAUGGUCAUAACCCCAAAUAUGGGAAAACCUGUGACUUCGCUGAAGAUUUGCAGGAGUUUCCUGUGCUUGGUGUAAGUGCACAGGGAAGUACUUUCAGCCAGCAGGAAGAAUGCUGGUGGCAGAAUACUCUCUGCUCACCCUUAUUCCCAGGAUCUCAGUGUACAGGGAGCAGCAACAUGUGAGUCCCCCUGGUCCAGUGAGGGGGAGCCUGGGGCCACGGCGACAGCCCUCUGGAGUUGGCUCUCCUCUCAGGACGGCUUCUGUUCCGACCAGAGAGCCUCAGAACCAGGAGACCUGCGGGUGGACUGCACCUCUUGUCCAAAAACCCAUCUCUAACCCUGCUGAUUUUCACUCACUAACUUGAAACUAGUGUUAUCAAAAAGAAAAAGAAAAAUUUGGAAAAAAAAAAACAAAAACACAAAAAAAGUAAAUGCCUUCAGGUGAUGCUAUAUUUGAAGGCAGAAAAUUUUAGUUUUGUUUUAGUUAAUUUCUUCAGAAAUUAAUCUUAAUACAAAAAAGUCACAGUUAGGCGGUAGGGACAAUCUUCUUUUUUCCUCAUCAUUUUUCCCAGUCUUUUUGCUUUUGAACUUAGGAUACUGUUAGUUGUGGUGUCCGAAUGGUUGUGCAUGUGCCUGUCUUACUAGUCUCACUGCUUCUUUUACAGUGUAACUGCUACCAUUUCCAAGACCUAACUGUGAUAUCAUUUAAAAACACCAUUACAAAACUGCUUAUGUCUCUCUCCACACCUGCCAUUCAGAAUACCCUUAGUGUGGCACAGUUUGAGGUUUGAUGUGUAAGAACUUGAAGUCCAUACCUUCAGUAGAACAGUAGUUACCCAUUCUGAAUGCAGGAAAAAGAAAGCGCAUUUGCAGGGUUUUUCUGUGAAAAAAUUGGCUCUAUCAUGAAACCACAGGAAUGUAAGGGUUAUUCGUAACAUAAAAAUAAGAUUUUUACUGAUGAUAGAUUCCUCUUUUCCUUAAGUAAUAGGCAUAGUAGUUGAAUGGUUUGUAAAGCAAAAACCUUCCAAAAAAAAAAAAAAAUCUUAGCGCAAGUUCAUAUUUUUUGGUUUUCUUUCAGGGGAAAUUUACGGUUUUGAACACAUGAAAGUACCAACUUAGCAAGUGAAUACAAAAAAGCAAAAAAACAAAUUUGAGUAAUGGAUUGAGUUAUAUGGGGAAUAAUGACCCUUUCCAGUACAACCUCAUUAAAAAAAAAAAAAGAAAAAAAAAAACAUUUCUAUGGAGACACUUGGGUUGUAUUUCGACAUGUUUUUUAAACUCCACAGUACAGAAAGAUUGGUGCUAUAAAUACUUAAAAUUCAGUAGCAGUUACAGUUUGAUAUCGUGGAUGUGAUUUUUGUAGGUCCUGUAGUUCUGUUUGUCUCCAUGGCAGAGUGUAAGGAUCAGUUUAUUAUAUAUAAAUAUAUAAAUAUAUAUAAAAAGAGAAAAAUAUCAUUGUGUGACUGCUGUAAUGGUUCUCGCUUUAUGUGGCUUGGUUUUCAUUUAAGAUAUUUGUACAGUAGCAAGUCAACACUUAAAAUAACAAAAAAAGAGAAAAAACAAAAGAAACAAGUGUUUGAUUUUUCAAAUUUCAACAAUUGAAAAAGUCUAUAGCAAGAGAAUGGCAUAUUUAUGCAAAGAAAAUCACCUAGAGUCUAUUUCACUUUAAUGACUUCACACACUGUAAAUGUGGGUCCGCGAGUAAGCUGAAAAAUCAAAAGGCAAUAACCAUUAAAAAGUACAAUUCAGACACUACCAAACUGAGAGGGAUUACAAAAUAGGCUAUAUUCUGAAAUAAGUGUUGUAGUUUAAAUAUAACAAAGGGUUAUUUCACCAAGGUACAGACGAAUAUUUAUUUUGGUUUCUUUUUGAGGUGUGUUUUUGGGAUAAUUUCUUUAUUUACAGUAUACAGAAUCUUUGAUGUUAAUGUGUGUACUUAUGUGUGUGUCUGCAUUUGGACAGCAAUUUCAGCCGUGUGUCUAACACUGACCAUGAGCCCUUGAUCAAUCUCAAUGUUUCAUGCAAACACACAUAAAUUCAUACAUAGCCCUAACUCUGGUGCCCGCCCACACACACUACUAUACCAGAAGGUUAGGUUGUGGUGGGAAUGAUACCUUUAUGGCCCGUGCAUUGACACUAGCAUCUUUUAUUUCCUCAAAAUACAGCAGAUGCUGUGUGCAUAAUCUUAAAAUCUUGUGAUUUCUGUUUUACACUUUUUACUCUCCCUUUGGAGAACAUCUCAGCCACCAUGAGUUUCCCUGAUUGACAAAACAUUUUUCAUUGGCUAUAUGAGGGUGUUUUUUUUUCCCUCAGUGGAUAGUGUAUCAUUUUUUAAAUAUUUUUUACUUAUUUGCUUGGCCUGUGCCCUCAUGCAGGCUGACUUACACCAGCUUACAUCUUGAAAUAAAGCACAGGCGAUAAAGUUGUCACCCACCUUCCAGUCAUUCUGUUAAGCAUCUAAUGUACAGUCCCAACAUGUUUUUGUCAGUAAUGUGUGUACACACAUUCUAAUGCACUGUCACAGGCUAAAGGGUGUACCCUUCAUCUGGAACACAUUAUUAAACUGUACCUAUUUAUUUAUAUCUUAUUAAACUCAUUUUGGCUCAAGUACUAAAGGAGAUUGUACAUAAGUAAAGUUAAGAGGUCGAUGGUACUUUUGUCUUCCACUCCUUUGGUAAUUGUUCAGUGGUGGGCAUUAGUGUGAGUGCCACCAGUGGCAAAUGGUUUCAGUCAACUGUGAAGUAAUAGGGAAGAAUCUGAAAUUAUUAGCAUAAUUUACCAGGUUUUGUUUUAUAUGAAGGGGAGGAAAUGCUUCAGUCUGUGACUGUACAUUAUUUAUUGCAAGCAUUUUCAUAACACUUAAAUGAAUACUUUGCAUUUUAGUUUUAUUUAUUGACAGAUUUCCUUUAGAAGUAGCACGUGUUUAUCUCUAAGCUUCCUGAACUUAAUGUACAGCACUUAAAUUUAGAGUUACCAUUGGAACAGACCGAGCCAUGAGAUUUUUUUUGAGAGGCGUUUUGAGAGACCUUUCAAUCGGCUCUGGGUUAUAUGCAAUAUUGCAGCGCAUGCAACAGCAAAAACAUUCAGAAGGAUCUAUUGCAAAUAGUGUUCCACUCAGUUUACUUUUGCAUGAAGCUUAUUUUUGA
This is a messenger RNA of Megalops cyprinoides (Indo-Pacific tarpon), 7369 nucleotides long. Its product is annotated as KIAA0232 ortholog. Lineage: Eukaryota; Metazoa; Chordata; Actinopteri; Elopiformes; Megalopidae. The transcript is spliced from 8 exons. Bases 444 to 4406 code for a protein of 1320 amino acids. The record is from RefSeq and is a predicted model, not a curated record.